AUGCUGAAGUCUCCCGUUUAUAACUCCAAACAAGCCCUGUGUAUUUACCGUGGUCCAUUUCUUCUGAGUAAUAAUGUUGCCGAACCUAAUUUGCUUCCUAUUGGACGACAGAGUGUGAAACCAAACGCCGCCCCUCGCCUCUGCUUCGACUCUCCUAAUUCUGCCGUUAAAUCCUCCGCCGCGACUCCCACUGGGAACCCCGUUUCUGCCGCAGUUGUCGUCACUCUCAAACGGCCGCCCUUUCCAAGCAUUGAUGGUAUUACUCAUUUCUGGGCCACCAAAACCAAACCACCUGUUUUGGAGCUUCUCAGUGCUGACCUGGAUCCCACAACGGGACUGGAGAAGGGCACAAUAAAAGUGUAUGCCAAGAAAGUCGCCAGAGAGGAUGCUGAGGUAAUUAUGUAUGAUAUAAAGUUUGUAAUUCCGGCGGACUUCGGUGCAAUUGGAGCAGUUUUGGUCGAGAAUCAGCACAACAAAGAGCUGUUCCUCAAGGAUAUUGUCAUCCAAGGCCUUCCCACUGGCCCUGUUCGCUUCUCAUGUAAUUCUUGGCUCAGUCCCAAGUCUCACAGCGGUGAUAGGAGAAUCUUCUUUACCACCAAGUCCUACUUGCCAUCAAACACACCUGAUGGUCUAAAGAGGUUUAGAGCAAAAGAGCUAAGGAAUUUACAAGACAAUGGCAGUGGAAAGCGCGAGGCCCACCAUAGAAUAUAUGAUUAUGAUGUCUACAAUGAUCUCGGAGAUCCAGACAAUGGCGAUGAGUAUAAAAGACCAGUGCUUGGUGGUAAACAACAUCCUUAUCCUCGACGCUGUAGGACAGGACGUUCACGUUCACCAACAGAUCCGUUAUCAGAAGUGAGAAGUCUCAAUGUUUAUGUGCCACGAGACGAAACAUUCCUUGAAAUAAAACAGGUAAACAUGUUAGCAAAGGCAGUUUCUUGGAUGUUACAUUGCGUCGUACCAACUUUGGAGGCGGACACAAACUUGUGUUCCUCACACUUGUCUAACACAAACAAUCUUUCUAAACACACUUGGAAUCUCAAUACACUUCUUCGGAGACUUGUUGACUUCGUUGCUCAUAAGGUGGUGGAUGUCCUUCCAAGUCCUUCACAAACAUUUAACGGAGAUAAAUUCUUCUGGUUUAGAGAUGAGGAAUUUGCUAGACAGACCCUUGCAGGUCUUAAUCCAUAUAGCAUAAGGCUUGUCACGGAAUGGCCAAUUAAAAGUAAGCUUGACCCUUGUAUUUAUGGUCCUCCUGAGUCAGCAAUCACCGAUGAAAUAGUCGAGGAGCAAAUCAAAGGAUUCAUGACACUUGAUGAGGCGGUGAAACAAAAGAAGUUAUUUGCAUUAGAUUAUCAUGAUCUAUUCCUACCAUAUGUAACAAAGGUACGAAAGCUUAAAGGCAAAACACUAUACGGUUCGAGGACGUUAUUCUUCUUAAACCCAGAUAACACUUUAAAGCCAUUGGCCAUUGAGCUCACUAGGCCGCCAACCAACGCCAAACCACAAUGGAAAGACGUUUUCAAACCAUGUUGUGAUGCCACUGGCCUCUGGCUUUGGAGGAUUGCCAAAGCUCAUGUUGUUGCCCAUGAUUUUGGUUAUCACCAACUUGUUAGCCACUGGCUUAGAACUCAUUGUUCAGUAGAACCUUACAUCAUCGCUACACACAGACAACUUAGUGCAAUGCAUCCAAUUUAUAGACUUUUGCAUCCACAUUUUCGAGGCACCAUUGAGAUUAAUGCAGCUGCUCGCAAAACUCUCAUCAACGUAGAAGGGAUUAUUGAGACUGCUUUUUCACCAGGAAAGUAUUCCAUGGAAAUUACUUCUGUGGUCUACCAAAAGCAAUGGCAAUUCAACUUAGAAGCUUUGCCUGCUGACUUAAUUAAUAGGGGAUUGGCGGUUGAGGAUCCAAAUGCACCUCAUGGUCUAAAAUUGACUAUUGAAGACUACCCAUUUGCCAACGAUGCCCUAAUCCUUUGGGAAGCUAUCAAACAGUGGGCAACAGAAUAUGUGAAUCACUACUACCCAGAACCAAAUCUUAUCAAGUUAGAUGAGGAACUUCAAGCAUGGUGGAUGGAGAUUCGAACGGUCGGCCAUGGAGAUAAAAAGGACGAACCAUGGUGGCCGAUCCUCAACACUCCCAAAGACCUUAUAGACGUUGUCACCACCAUCAUGUGGGUCACUUCUGGUCACCACGCAGCAGUAAAUUUUGGACAGUAUUUUUUCACAAGAUACUUUCCAAUUCGGCCUAGUUUUGCCAGAGUGGACGUGCCCACAGAAGAUCCUAACUCAAGACUUUGGAAGUACUUCCUUGAGAAUCCAGAAAAAGUGUUCUCAGACACAUUUCCUACACAUGUUGAAGCAUCUGUGCUUCUGUGUAUUCUAAAUAUAUUGUCAACUCAUCCUCCAGACGAGAAGUAUUUGGGAGGGGAGAUGGAGCCGGCAUGGGGUGAGGAUGCAAUUAUAAAGGAAGCAUUUGAGAAGUUUAGUGGGAAAUUGAAGAAAUUGGAAGAGAUUAUUGAUGAAAGGAAUGGGAAUCCUAAAUUGAAGAACAGACAUGGAGCUGGAGUGGAGCCUUACCAACUUUUGAAGCCAUAUUCAGAACCUGGAGUCACAGGAAAGGGAGUUCCGUAUAGCGUUUCCAUUUAG
Molecule: messenger RNA, 2646 nt
Organism: Momordica charantia (bitter melon)
Lineage: Eukaryota; Viridiplantae; Streptophyta; Magnoliopsida; Cucurbitales; Cucurbitaceae
Product: linoleate 13S-lipoxygenase 2-1, chloroplastic-like
Biological process (GO): lipid oxidation
Molecular function (GO): oxidoreductase activity, acting on single donors with incorporation of molecular oxygen, incorporation of two atoms of oxygen; metal ion binding
Source: RefSeq, a predicted model, not a curated record